UUAAAAGUAUUCCUUUAAUAAAGUUCUUGAACAUAAAAAAAAAAAUGUCCAUAAAAUUCUUUGUUACUCUUUCAUACAACGGAGUUGAAUUGCCACUUGAAAUUUGUUCUCGUGAUACCAUUUAUGAAGUGAAACAAAAAAUUGAAAGAUUAGAAAAUAUUACAGAAUCCAUUAGACCGGAGAAACAAGAAUUACGUCUCGGUGCCGAAAAACUUAAAGAUGAGCUUAAUGUAUCAGAUUGUGAAAUUCAUCCAGGCGACAAUAUAAGACUUGUUCAAAAAGUUGCGGGUGUUAUACAGGUGUUCAUUAAAAAUACUGUCACGCUUGAGGAUAAGAUGGUAAAGUCAAUCGCUAUUCUCAUCGAUCCAAGCUGUACGGUACUCGAGUUGAAGCAAAAAUAUUAUGACAAGACAAGGUCUUUUCCGGUAGAAAAACAGAGACUUUUAUGGAGCCGUCAUCAGUUGGAAGAUGAAAGGAGUCUUUCUUCAUAUAAAAUUCCAAACGAUUCAAAUAUUAAUCUUGUUGCAAGAUUGCCCGGAGGUCUUUAACAAAUGGAAUAUAGGAGUAUUUAUUAAUAAAAUUAUUUUUCAUUAGGAGAACGGAUUAGUGUUCUUAUUGAAAUUUCAGAUUAUUCUAGAGCAAAGUUGAAUUAAUAAAGAAAACAUACAUUAUAACAAAUUCUUCAAAUGAUUUUAAGAAAUAAACGGAUACCAUUUAUUAUACUAUAUAAUAAAGUUGUGCCA
Rhizophagus irregularis DAOM 181602=DAOM 197198 is the source of this 743-nucleotide messenger RNA. RefSeq lists its product as uncharacterized. Gene Ontology annotation, cellular component: cytoplasm; nucleus. The record is from RefSeq and is a predicted model, not a curated record. NCBI's taxonomy places the organism in Eukaryota, Fungi, Glomeromycota, Glomeromycetes, Glomerales, Glomeraceae. Gene Ontology annotation, molecular function: protein tag activity; ubiquitin protein ligase binding. Gene Ontology annotation, biological process: modification-dependent protein catabolic process; protein ubiquitination.